AUGUACAGGGAAGCAUCACGGGAAGAAGGCAACCAAAGCUACCAAGGAGAAUUCAUCUUACUGGGAGUGGCUGACCGCCCACGCUUGGAGAUGCUGCUCUUUGCCAUUAUCCUGAUCUGCUACGUGAUGACCCUGUUGGGAAACACAACCAUCAUUGUGGUGUCACGACUGGACCCCCAUCUCCACACCCCCAUGUAUUUCUUCCUCAGCAACCUCUCCUUCCUUGAUCUUUGCUUCACCACCAGCCUCGGACCACAGAUGCUGGUGAGCUUCUGGAGGAAAAACAAGUCCAUCUCCUAUGGCGGCUGUGUGGCUGAGAUGUACAUCUCCCUUGCUUUGGGCUCCACAGAAUGUGUCCUUUUGGCUGUCAUGGCCUAUGACCGAUAUGCUGCAGUCUGCCACCCGCUGCGCUACACUACCAUUAUGAACCAUUCUGUAUGUUUCACAAUGGCUGCCAUCUCCUGGGUUAGUGGCUUCAGCAAUUCACUAGUGCAGACCGUGUUGACAUUUAGGAUUCCACGAUGCGGAGAGAACCGAAUAGACCAUUUUUUCUGUGAGGUGCCUGCCUUUAUCAAAUUGGCCUGUGGGGACACCUCACUCAAUGAGGCUGUCCUCUUUUUUGCCAGUGUGGUCAUCCUUCUGUUACCAGUGGGCCUGAUCACCAUCUCUUAUGCCUACAUUGUGGCAGCUGUGUUAAGGAUCCACUCAGCUGAAGGCAGGCAGAAGGCCUUCAACACCUGUGCUUCCCACUUGAUCGUAGUGUCACUCUUUUAUGGGACGGCCAUUUUCAGUUACCUCCAGCCCCCAUCCAACUACUCCCGUGACCGGGGCAAAUUGGUUUCCCUUUUCUAUACAUUUGUCACCACCAUGCUAAAUCCACUAAUCUACACCCUGAGGAACAAAGAGGUACACAAAGCUCUUGCAAGGGUAAUGAAGAGAAUCCAAAAUAGCUCCUAACUUUAUUCAGCAGCUCAGUCUUAUCUUUUAAUAAUAAAAAAAUCUCUCAUUAAUCAUCUGUAUGACUCCCCUUCCUGUGGGAAUUUGUCGCUUUUCUAGGUCCUAUAUUAAUGAAUGUUUCUUUUGUGAAUGUUUUAUUGCUGUUAUGAUUACUGCAAUCU
Podarcis raffonei (Aeolian wall lizard) is the source of this 1118-nucleotide messenger RNA. Its product is annotated as putative olfactory receptor 2B8. The coding region runs from base 1 to 957 and encodes 318 amino acids. Gene Ontology annotation, biological process: G protein-coupled receptor signaling pathway. Gene Ontology annotation, molecular function: olfactory receptor activity; G protein-coupled receptor activity. NCBI's taxonomy places the organism in Eukaryota, Metazoa, Chordata, Lepidosauria, Squamata, Lacertidae. The record is from RefSeq and is a predicted model, not a curated record. The transcript has a single exon. Gene Ontology annotation, cellular component: membrane.